CAAAAAUUACACAAUGGAUUUUCAUUUAAUUAAUGAUUUUUGUUCCAACACACACACACAUCCACAAUAGUUCAAAUCAAUAAAUCCUUGUAAAGAAUAUAAAUGACACUUAAAUGAAAUAUUUCUUUCCUGGUUGUCCCAGUCAAACUCAAGUUAAGUGUGGUAGUGCUGGUCUAGUGUAGAGCACAAAAUGUAAUAUUCCUCUGUGUCCACAUGAUGUCGCUGUGCAGCUUACAAGCUGGUAUUGAAACCUGCUGUUAACUCUGCUGUGCAUGAAUCAAUGUGCUCUGAAUCAGUUUGAGCUUUUUAGUUCUCUGCAAAUAAAAACAAUCACUUAAUGUCAAAGUGGCCUUCGGCGAGAUACUGAACCAAAUUCCUCCUGAAGGCUGUGCCAUCAGUGUGUCAAUAAGUGCGUUUGACUUCAUGCGGCGUUGCGCUGACUUCACGUAAUACAUGGCAGACUUAACAUAAGGCAUGCUGGUUAGAAAUUGUCCGACUUCAAAACUGCAAAACGUCACUAUGUCACAUGACAUUAAAACAAGGCGGCUGCAGGCGCCGAGUCCGGCGGCCGCAGUUGCUUUUCUCCGGCUGCACAAAGUUGAAACCACACUUUUGCCUGAUCUCGCAGCAUUUUUCUUUGAAAUUGAUCUCAGCUCGCAGUAAGCUCACGCAGGUAGAAUGUGUCCGACUUGACGGCGCCGUUUUAAUUCCCCGCCCCUGCUCUCGUUACCAUCAAGUCGGCGAAAGUCAGCCGCAGACAUCUCGAACGCACAUUUAUGUGAAUGUGUUCAUAACUGCUCUGGUAAGGCAGCACCACCAUGCAGCAUGGAAUGGCGUUUCACAAGCAAAAAGGGUGAAGCAGUGGAGGAAAAUGACGAAUUCCCGAUCGCAUUAAUGUAAAUGAGCUAUUCGACCUUUCCCAACUGUUAAGGCUACUGUGUGACGUUAUUUUUAACUUCAACAUCACACAAAGUUGUUGUCGUUGUCCACCUGCACAGACCUAUUCAGAGUUCUAACUGGAUAUAAAGGAAGCGCUCCAUUAUUGAUAUUUUGUGAAUCAUAUUCAUGGCUCAAGGCAGAUACAUCUUGAGAAAUGUGUCAGGUCAAAGCACUGAAGAGUGUAUUCCUAAUUAUCUGGGGAUUGACUACAGUUAUCAGUCGGACGUGGACUACCUCAGGUGUGCGGACAGCUUCCAAAAGGGCACCACCAUUAAGCGGCUAAGCCUUAAGAGAAGGCCCAGAGUGGCCAUCAAUAAUGUGGAAAAAACACAGAGUGGCAUUUCAUCCAGCCAGUGGUAUUCUGCAGAAUCCUUGUCGUCAUAUAGCAGUGAUAAUACAAGACUACUGGGCAUGUCUUCUACUACCAAAGGUCGACCUCCUCUUCCUCCACCACAUGGUUCCUCAAUGGAUAACAAACCCUCCAGGAAUGAAGGGCCAGCUACCUCUCAGAUACUUAGUGAGUCAAAGCCUCAGCCUGCUGCAAGAUCUCUUGUUUUACAAAGACAAACCCCUGUGCUGGAAAAGACCAUUGUGGAGACCCACAAACAUUUGGACCAGGAGGUGAAGAGCCAGCCUCCACCUCAGCCACAUCCUCGUCGUCGACUGGCCAGUUUUGGAGGGGUAAGCUCCCCUGGGUCACUAUCCCCGUUCACGGGCCUAGGUGCAUAUAAUCAGAACAACAAUGGGAAUAAGCCUAGUGGCACAGGAGGUGAUAUCCAUGUCCAGCUUAGCUCAUCGCUGGGCAGUAGAGGCAGUACUGGAUGCCUUAAGCUAAGCCCACAGAGCUCUGGUAGAACCACCCCAGUUACAACUGUUGGCCCCUUUCACCUGCAGCAUGUCCGUGACCAGAUGGUAGUAGCCCUGCAGAGGCUGAAGGACCUGGAGGAGCAAGUGAAAAUCAUCCCUAUCCUCCAGGUAAAAAUCUCAGUCCUUCAGGAGGAAAAGAGACAUCUGGUCUCUCAGCUCAAGAUCCAGAGUGACAAUAAGGACAUGAAUGAUGUGAUCUGGAAGAGCGCAUAUAGCAUAGAAAGGUCUGACAUUGAGAACAAAGUGAAUACCGAAGAUGGACUUGAGGGCAGAGUGAGAAGUGACUGCACCGACCUCAAGGAGUUCAAGCAACUAGCUGAAGAGAUGCAGACAUUGGAAAGAACCAUCAAGGGAAGGCAUUUGCAAGCGUGGCACGGAAAAGGCCAUAACCAUCUGCAUGACAAGUCUAUGAAGUCAGUUGCAGUUGUAACUGAUAAAGAUAUAGAUAUUACCUUGUCUAAACCAACAAAAGAAAACAAAUAUGUAUACACUGAUAAAGUAGAGACCAGGUCCAUUGCAACAGGAGUGUCUGAAGUUAAUCUUGGAAUUUACACAGAACAGGAAGCAGAGCUUGAUGCACAACAACUAAUAAUUGGUGCCUUGAAUGAGAGAAUUUGUCACUUAGAGGCAGAGUUGAAAGAAUCAGCACUCCAGACAGAGAUGAGUCGUCUGAAACUGGAGCUUCAGGCUGCAGGAGCUAGGAACCGAACUGAUAAAGCCUCCUUUGCUAGGCCAUCCACUGUGAGCACAGGCAUCGAUGCAAGGCCUCACACCAAAAGCCAGGGAGUGGGUAAUCACACAGAGCACCGAGACGCCAGCACAGGGGAGGUUACAGAGGUGAAGACUAUGGGAGUAUCUUGCUGUAGGCCUGAACUGAAGGAUGUUUGCACAGGACCAGAUGUACCCAUGAGCCACUGGGAUGUCAGGGAGCGAGUGGAGACCAUGGAAAAGGGUGUGGGGAUCCAGGUUUUUACAAACACAGAAGGAGUUGGGAUGGAGAUAAAGCUAUGUGAUGCAGAAACCAACACAGAGGUAACAGUGGAGAAUCUGAGGUCUAAUAAAGGAAAGAUUGAGUAUCAUUCGGUGGCUUGUGGGGACUGUUCUGUUGAUGUGAUCAUCUCUGAGGCAAAGGAAAUGGUUUCUCAAGGUAUUGCCACAGUCAGAGGAGUGGAUCUUGGAAUUAUGGCAUCACCUCAGACAGCUUCUCAGCGUACCAACACUGUAUCCAAUUCAGUGUCUCGCUUUACCAAUACCAGACAUGCCUUCAACACAGACUCCAGCACUAAUACUGUCUUAAGUACCCAGGAAAAGCACACCAACACCACUCAGACUGUUACUAGGACAGUGUCAGUAGGCAACAGGGACAGCAAAUGCACCCCAUUGACCCGUACAAUUGGUGUUGGAACUUCAAAUAUGCUAGCGAGUGCCUUAAAACAAACACCAGAAAUAGUCACCAAGGUAACACGAGACACUGGUGUUGGAUUCACUGACAUUAAUGAGAAUUUCCUGGUUGGACUGAAAACCCGAAAUAUGGCCUCUGGACCGUCCCAUCUACCGGACCCCAUCAAGACAAGGAGCAUCGGUGUAGGGGAGGGGAGGAUACGGGAUUUGUCAGUUUCAUCCAGGAAACCUGGCCAGAUGUUCCAGGAAUCUUCACAUUCCCAGUGGGACCCUGAGCUGAACCAUUACAUAGAGAAGAUGCAUAGGCUCCUCGGGGAACAUGGGGACCUGCUCACAGAGGACAACACUCACCAGAAAGAAGGGUUUGUCCAGCAGCACAGUAGCAGAGGAAAUGCCAGCUCCACACUGUCCUGCAACAACAGAGCUGCAGCACAGGCAGAAACAGUCCAUCUUUUAGACUCUCAGCCACCAGUCAGCAGAGAGUUUCAGUCUUCACUUCAACUGUCAGUUGACUCUUCUAAGUGUGACAAAGCAAAGCCCGGAAUCUGCCAACAGGGUGGCAAUGAUUCAGAGGUGAAAAGAAUGAUACUGAUGUUAGAACAACAGGCAUCCUCUGCUCUGCAAGACAGGUCAACUAAUGACAGUGUGCUGCAGUCUGUAAAGAAGAAACAGACUGGUGACCAAGGCUGUAGCAGCAACAGGAAGAGCAUGAAGUUUAUGAGGGUGACCACAGGAUUGGACCCCAUGUCAUCUUAUGCACUCUCUGUUAGUGAUAAGGCAGAGGAAGUAGAAAGGAGAGGAACCAAAAAAUUAAAGGAGGCUUCUCAAGAUGCGAUGCAAGCAAAAAAGGCCAAAGGUGUCUCCAUCAAGGGAUCGAAAGGGUCUGCAAAAUCACACACACAACAGAGGUGCAAGUUAAGUGAAAAGAUGUUUUCUGCUUGUCAAGCCUUAAAGUUGCACCUGAGUGAUGACACAGCUUUAUCCAGCAGGGAAUUGCAAGACUGUCUGCAAACACUCCAGAAAGAGUGGUUCUCUGUGUCCAGCCACAAGUCAGCUGCUCCUGAGACGGUGGAGGAUUACUUGUCUAUGUUUCGGGUCAUUUCUCCCUCAGUAUUGCAACAUAUAGCUAAUAUGGCUGACGGCAAUGGAAACACAGCUCUGCACUACAGUGUGUCUCACUCCAGCUUUGCAAUUGUCAAGAAAUUGCUUGAUGCAGAUGUGUGUAACGUGAAUCAACAGAACAAGGCAGGUUACACAUCUAUCAUGCUGGCUGCACUCGCAGCUGUGGAAAGUCCAGAGGACAUGAGAAUUGUGGAGCAGCUCUUCACAAAGGGAGACGUCAAUGCCAAGGCCAGCCAGGCUGGUCAGACAGCUCUGAUGCUGGCUGUGAGCCAUGGCAGGAUGGACAUGGUGCAGUCCCUCCUGGCACAGGGGGCGCAGGUCAAUCUCCAGGAUGACGAGGGCUCCACGGCACUGAUGUGUGCAAGCGAGCACGGGCAUGCUGACAUUGUUAGACUACUUCUGUCACAGCCAGACUGUGAUGCCACCCUGACUGACAGUGAUGAAAGUACAGCCCUGUCCAUUGCACUGGAGGCAGGACAUAAUGACAUUGCAGUGCUCCUUUACGCACAUGCCAACUUCUCCAAAGGACAGACAGGGGCAGCUGCUCGUCACUGUGGCAACCUCUCUUCCUCUGGUGGUAGAAAUAUUUUUGAAUGAGCUGAUACCCUGAAGUCUGAAUGCUUACUUCUUGAAUCUUCUGAGGUGAUUCAGUUUCACGAAAUAUAACAAAAGGAGGAGAUAUUACAGUGUCAGCUUCAAUCUUAUAGUUGGAUACCGAGUUAUUCUCCAAUGACAAUGAUAUAUUGCAGUGUAGCAUUUGUAUUAUAUUGUGUGUAUUGUAUUGUAACUCAGCAGGUAAUAUAUGCAUGACAGAGUAUAUUACUAUUCACUGUUCAUACAAGAUAAUAGUUAUUGUUGUAUCCUGCAUCCUCCUGUCAUCUAUUAUAGACCAUCACUAAAACGUUUCUUUAACUAUUUUAAUUUGUUUUUUUAUAAAUAUUUAUAAUUGCAAUAUUUUAUAAUUGCAAAAGAGAAUAAGAUACAAUAAAGUACACAGUACAAUAGCAUCAAACUUCAAAAUGUUAGAGCAAAUAUGUAAAUGAAUAAAAUAUAGAUCAUAAAUAUCUACAAGUAGAAGAAAAAUAA
Messenger RNA from Micropterus salmoides (largemouth bass), 5415 nucleotides. RefSeq names its product KN motif and ankyrin repeat domain-containing protein 1-like. Gene Ontology annotation, molecular function: protein binding. The record is from RefSeq and is a predicted model, not a curated record. Gene Ontology annotation, cellular component: cytoskeleton; cytoplasm. NCBI's taxonomy places the organism in Eukaryota, Metazoa, Chordata, Actinopteri, Centrarchiformes, Centrarchidae. Gene Ontology annotation, biological process: negative regulation of actin filament polymerization.